AUGGAGAAGCAGGACUCUCUGGGGGCUGCCGGCUGCCUCAACGGGGAAUCCCCUGGAGGGGCAACCAGGGGAGUGCCAGGAGGCAUUGGAGGAGUCGAGGCAGGCGCCAGGCCGCCCUCCGAAGUAGUCUUGUGUCACGUUUCUGGCCCCCCCCUGCACUCCGGGGGAGUCGUAAUUCGCAGUCCUCGUUCCAGCCGGCCCUCCGAGGGGGUAGCGGUCCUUGGUUCCGGGCCCAACCAGCACCCUGGGGAGGUUGCGGGCCACAGCCAUGGGCCCGGCACAUACCCUGGCGGAUUUAAUCCCCCCUUCCUUGGAACCCGUGCAUCCGGGACGUCCAGCCUUGGGUCCAGGGGGUCUGGGGUGUACAACUCGGGAAGCAGUUCGCGCCCUGGGUCAACUUUCUUGCACCCCCACAAACCUUGUGAGGACCGGCCCCGGGGCAUCCUCAAAAACAGCAGUUCCAUCUCGAUGCAGAAAUCCCCCAGUGUGGAGAAGAAAAAGUCUCAGCGCUGGGAUGAAAUGAAUAUCCCGGCCACCUACCACCCUGCUGACAAGGACUACGGAUUUAUGAAGGUGGAUGAGCCCAGCACUCCCUACCACAGGCUGCAGGACAGCAAUGAGGACCUACUUGAGGUUUCCUCCCGCACAAUGACUCCCGAAGAGCUGGCGGAGAGGUUUGCAACAAUGGACAAUUUCUGCCCCAAGGUCCUCCAGUACAGUGAUAACAGAAGCUCAGGGUCUUCAGACAACUUUUCCAAGACACGCUCCACAAGCUUGAACUGGAUGAUGGAGAAUCCCAUAAGCACUGAGGUCCGUCUGCUGGACCACACAGGAAACCACUUUCAGGAUCCCAAGGCUACUGAGAACUCCCUGACGGUGACAGUGACACCAUUGCUGCCUGGUACUGCCCUGUCUUCCAAAGACAGUAGGUCCCAAGCGGGUGUCAGUGGCUGGUGUCCAAAGGGCUGAACUGGCGAAGCCCAGAAAGCUCAAAGAGGGUACCUGGAAGCAACCCAAACUCCCCAAAACUGAACCAGCACAGACAUGAGCCUGAGCCCUGGUGGGGGCAAAGGGCUGCCUGCACUGCCCAGGGAGGGAGAGGAGCUGAGUGGAUACAACUGUGCAGCUUCGAUGGACUCAGGAGGAGGAAGCCAGACAAUGGAAAAUGUAGCCAGCU
Molecule: messenger RNA, 1177 nt
Organism: Diceros bicornis minor
Lineage: Eukaryota; Metazoa; Chordata; Mammalia; Perissodactyla; Rhinocerotidae
Exons: 7
Coding region: 1-969 (322 amino acids)
Biological process (GO): regulation of signal transduction
Molecular function (GO): protein phosphatase inhibitor activity
Source: RefSeq, a predicted model, not a curated record